UCUAUUUGCAAACCAACCCCUUAAUAAUAAUACUACCUCAUUCUCUUUUAGGGCCGCUCUCACGCGAGUCGCCGCCUACACAAAUAAACCUAAACCCUAGAUCGCGAUCGGAAUCAACAGCUCCUCAUCGGCGACACCUAAUCCUCCCCGGUGACGAUUUCGAAAGCAUGGCGGAGCAUUUAGCAUCAAUCUUCGGAACCGAAAAGGACAGAGUGAACUGCCCUUUCUACUUCAAGAUCGGCGCGUGCCGUCACGGAGACCGAUGCUCGCGUCUCCACAACCGUCCCACAAUCUCCCCAACCCUCCUCCUCUCCAACAUGUACCAGAGACCCGACAUGAUCACCCCCGGGGUGGACCCCCAGGGGCAGCCCCUGGACCCGAGCAAGAUCCAGGCCCACUUCGAGGAUUUCUACGAGGACAUAUUCGAGGAGCUCGACAAGUUCGGCGAGAUGGAGAGCCUCAACGUCUGCGACAACCUCGCCGACCACAUGAUUGGCAACGUCUAUGUUUUGUUCAAGGAGGAGGACCAGGCCGCCGCGGCCUUGAAGGCCCUGCAGGGGAGGUUCUAUUCGGGCCGGCCCAUUAUCGCUGAUUUCUCGCCCGUGACGGAUUUUAGGGAGGCGACUUGCAGGCAGUAUGAGGAGGAUAACUGUAACCGCGGCGGGUAUUGUAAUUUUAUGCACGUGAAGCAGAUCUCGAGGGAGCUUAGGAGGAAGCUGUUUGGGAGGUAUCGGAGGUCGUACAGGCGUGGUGGGAGCAGGAGUAGGAGCAGGAGCAGGAGUGUGAGCCCGAGGCGCAAGAGGGAGCGAGGAGGGGAUGUUAGGGAGAGGGAGCGUGACCGUGGUGACCGUCAUGGGAAUGGGGGAAGGAGCAGUGAUAGGUCGGAGAGGCAUGACAGGGAUGGUGGUGGAAGGAGGAGACAUGGUGGUGGUGGUAGCCCGAGACGGAGCAGAAGCCCUCCUGUUGUGAGAGAAGGUAGCGAGGAGAGGAGGGCGAGGAUUGAGCAAUGGAACCGUGAACGAGACGAGGGAGUUUAAAAGGUUUUAUUGGCUGGAUUUGAUUAUGUCUCGUAAUGGAUAUUUUAUUUGGUGUUUUUUGUUUUUAGAACUUGAGAGUGGCAUGAGAACUGGCUUUCCUUAGAUAAAGUAAGGUGAACUACUUUUUUUUCUUGUUUAGAAACUAGUUCGUGUCGUGUGGAAUGGAUCCUUUGGUAGUUUUGUUGUUCUUCUUCA
Messenger RNA from Raphanus sativus (radish), 1232 nucleotides. Its product is annotated as splicing factor U2af small subunit B. Bases 168 to 1037 code for a protein of 289 amino acids. Gene Ontology annotation, cellular component: U2AF complex; spliceosomal complex. The record is from RefSeq and is a predicted model, not a curated record. The transcript is spliced from 2 exons. Gene Ontology annotation, molecular function: pre-mRNA 3'-splice site binding; metal ion binding. NCBI's taxonomy places the organism in Eukaryota, Viridiplantae, Streptophyta, Magnoliopsida, Brassicales, Brassicaceae. Gene Ontology annotation, biological process: mRNA splicing, via spliceosome.